Nelumbo nucifera (sacred lotus) is the source of this 549-nucleotide messenger RNA. NCBI's taxonomy places the organism in Eukaryota, Viridiplantae, Streptophyta, Magnoliopsida, Proteales, Nelumbonaceae. The record is from RefSeq and is a predicted model, not a curated record.
AUGGGUACUGAUUCAUGGAGAGACCUGGAACCAAUCCCUUGGUAUUUUAGUAACGAAAUACCUUGGGAGACUCGUGCUAAUGGAACUCUUUAUUGGAUUGCAUCUCGAGAGCCGGAACGACAUGACCUGAUCGUAUCUUUUGCUGUAGAGGAUGAGGAAUUCAGAGAGAUCCCAAUGCCCAACACCAGUAGUGAAGAGGAAUUUCCCAUCGCGUUCAAGGAUGUGGGAAUUGUGAGAGGACGUCUCUCUUAUAUUGAACGUCUUCCUGAUAAUUUCAUUGAGGUAUGGGUUAUGGAGGAUUGUGGAAUUAAGGACUCCUGGGUCAAACUUUUCCGGACUAAAUUUGAUGUGGAUUUAAGAUACUCUACCCCCUUUUUAUUUUCAAAGGAUGGCGGAAUUGUACUAAUGGAAGAGUAUAGCAAGAAGUUUAUCUUCUAUGACCCAAAAAGAAAUGUGGUUAGGGAACUUAGAGCUUUUCUUGAGGCUGAAGAUGGGAUUUCUGGCCUACAGUAUGAUAGGGAAGUAACAAAGAACGGAUCAGGGAGGUGA